AUGCCGGUAGACGCGAUCCACAUCGCGGCGGUCUUUAUCGUGUUCGUUGCCAGUAUCAGUGGAGCCGGCUUUCCGGUCGUGGCAAAGAAGGUGAAAUGGAUGAAGAUUCCGCCGAGCGCUUUCUUCUUCUGUAAGCACUUCGGUACUGGAGUGCUUAUAGCAACGGCCUUUGUGCAUUUACUUCCAACGGCAUUUCAGUCACUCAAUGAUCCGUCAUUGCCGGCCCUCUUCACGGAGCAGUAUCCUGCCAUGCCGGGUGUCAUCAUGAUGGGCUCGCUCUUCGUUCUAUUCGUCAUCGAGAUGUGGCUCAACUCGAAAACUGGAGGCCACAGCCACGGUAGCGCAGAUGGUCAUGAAUUUGCUGGAGGUGCUCAAGGCGUUCAAAAUCAGUUCAAUAACCCCAUCAGACGCCAGAGUUACGAUUCCCAGGUCACUAUGGCGUACCCAGCAGACAAGAAGGGCCCGUGGGUUGAGAACACAUAUGCCGGCGACAACUUCCCCUUCGGCAAGCAGGACGACCGCGAACUCGAAGUCAAGUCCGAGAUGCCACCGUGGUUCAUCGUCUUCUAUGAGCAAUAUGUACGCCAGCGUGACGAGAUGAUGGCCAUGGUCAACCGCGCCAUGCCCGCGCUGCCCAACUACAACCAGCCGCCUCAGGACGUUGAGAAGCAGCAAUCGUACUUCGAAACUGAUGUUGAGGAGGCUCCAGUGGACCCAGCGGUGCUCAGGAAGCUUUCUUCGCAAAUCACGCUUAUCGAAGGUGGUAUUUUGUUCCACUCGGUUUUCGUUGGUAUGACUGUUUCGCUCACAGCAGACGGCUUCAUCGUUCUCCUCGUCGCCAUCGUGUUCCAUCAAGCUUUCGAGGGCCUUGGUUUGGGUUCGCGUAUCGCCGCCGUCCCAUAUCCCAAGGGCAGCUGGAAGCCAUGGGCACUCGUCAUCGCUUUCGGAACGACCGCUCCCUUUGGCCAGGCUCUUGGUCUCGCAGUCGGCAAUGCUUUCGAUCCCGAGAGUCCCCUUGGCCUCAUUCUCAUCGGUACAUUCAAUGCCAUCUCGUCAGGUCUUCUGCUCUACGCUGCGCUAGUCGAUUUGCUAGCAGAAGAUUUCCUGUCCGAGGAGGCGCAACACACCUUGACCGGCAGCGCGAAGAAGAAGGCUUUCUGCUACGUCCUGAUCGGUGCCGCCGGUAUGUCUAUUGUCGGUGCUUUCGCGUAA
This is a messenger RNA of Didymosphaeria variabile, 1212 nucleotides long. RefSeq lists its product as uncharacterized. Bases 1 to 1212 code for a protein of 403 amino acids. NCBI's taxonomy places the organism in Eukaryota, Fungi, Ascomycota, Dothideomycetes, Pleosporales, Didymosphaeriaceae. Gene Ontology annotation, cellular component: plasma membrane. The transcript is spliced from 3 exons. The record is from RefSeq and is a predicted model, not a curated record. Gene Ontology annotation, biological process: zinc ion transmembrane transport. Gene Ontology annotation, molecular function: zinc ion transmembrane transporter activity.